AUGGAGAAGACGAUGGAGCUCCACCGUGCCUAUAUCCACAUGAGCCCUAAUUGGAGAAAUGGUUUGAAAUUGAUUUGGGAGAAUUAUUUUGGAUGGAUAUGUUUGGAUUUGAUUUUGGGAGAUUUGGUUUUGGGAGGUCUCCGGACAACAAUGGCCAUCGUGUGGAAACCAGCUAGGAACUUUUCUAUUAGAGUGAUCGGGCCAAACAUUUUCCAGUUCUUGUUUCAGUGUGAGGAAGACAAACUGAAGGUGCUGAAGGGAAAAACAUGGACGUUUGACGGUCAAUACUUAAUCCUUAAAGAAUGGCGAAAAGGGGAAACUGACUUCAGGGAUGAUGAAUUGAAGGUGGAUUUAUGGGUUCAAAUCCACAAGUUGCUGUUGCACUUGAUAUCUGCAGAAACAGGUGUCAAAAUUGGGAAAUUAUUCAGCAAUGUGUUAGAUGUGGUGGCUCCAGAUGCGAGAUCUAAUGAUGGUAGAAUAGUCAAGAUAUUAGCAGAGGUGAAAGUGUCUGAACCGCUUCCUAGAGGAACCAUGAUCAAAUUAGGAAGGGAAGAACACUGGGUUGAGUUUAGAUAUGAAAAGUUGCUGGGGUUCUGCUUUUAUUGUGGUAGAAUAGGACAUAAUGAGAGACAAUAUGAUACAAAAAAAGAAGAUAUCCAAAGGAAUGUGUUCAAAACUGGACAGUAUGGGGACUGGCUAAGAGCAAUGGGGGGUGGGUUUGAGGAUUUGAGGGACAAGAAGUCAUCUACCCCUAGUAACUCUCCAAAUAUGGUGUCUUUAGCCAGCCAAAUGCAUCAACCUGGGGUAGAGUUGGGUGGGGUUAGCAAAGAUGAGAGGUCUAUAGCGGUUGUUAACCAUGAGAGUGAAAAGGGGGGAAAGUCAAGUGGGGAUGGAUAUAAGACUCCUCUAAAGGUAGGUAAAAGUUUUGAGGAGGGAGGGGAGCUGGGCAUGAAUGCUACACCUAAACCAAUAGAUAAAGGGCCUAGUUUGGUGCCUAUGGAAGUUGAUGCUCUCAAGGAAACUGGGGUUUCUGGGGAACUAGUGGAGGUGGAAGUGCAGUCUGGCAAUAUUGCAAACAAUAAUACCAAGGCUCCUAAAACUUUCACUAGAAUCCCCAGAAAUAAGAAAGAAGAAAAACAUGAGAAAGCUACUGAUAUUGUUUCUAAUCCUGGGGUAAAGAAUGUGUGGAAGGUGGCUGGUUUAGAAUGGUGUUGCUUGCAGAAGGGGGAGAUGAACUUUAGAGAUUGGUGGGAAGAAGUAUGUAAGGUGAAGGCUGAAAGUUGUGGCAAAGAUAGGGUUGCAUUAUCCACAUACAUCUUAUGGUGGCUGUGGAAAACUAGGAAUGGAUGGGUGUUUAAUGGGGAGUGGGUUUCUGAGAAACAAUUGGUGGAUUGUGCUUAUAGAGAGUGGAUUGAAUAUGAUAAUAUUGUCUCAUAUGGGUUAAUUGCAGGGCCAGGCCUCAACUCUAAUACCAGGGAGGAUACUGAAGACUUGCAAGGGGUAGGGGAACAUUCAAAUGUUCUCAGUGCUAAUGGGUCUUCAGAAUCAGGCUUUCAGGUAGUAGGGUUGGCUUAUCACAACAAUAUUAAGGUUAGCAGAUAG
Messenger RNA from Striga hermonthica, 1602 nucleotides. Lineage: Eukaryota; Viridiplantae; Streptophyta; Magnoliopsida; Lamiales; Orobanchaceae. The record is from the annotation of a GenBank genome assembly.